Molecule: messenger RNA, 697 nt
Organism: Onthophagus taurus
Lineage: Eukaryota; Metazoa; Arthropoda; Insecta; Coleoptera; Scarabaeidae
Gene: Sod1
Product: Superoxide dismutase 1
Biological process (GO): superoxide metabolic process
Molecular function (GO): copper ion binding
Source: RefSeq, a predicted model, not a curated record
UUUUUCUUCUAACUAUUUUGACAUUAAUCAAUUAACUUGGACUUUAGUUUUGCAUAAUUCUUUUGCAAAGUCACGUCGAUUACAAUCGAAUUCUAAGCCCGAAAAUGCCCUCAAAAGCAGUCUGCGUAUUAAACGGCGAAAUCGUUAAGGGAACCCUUUUUUUCGAACAGCAGGAUGAAAGUUCUGCGGUGAAAAUCACCGGGGACGUAUGCGGUUUAGGAAAAGGUCUUCACGGCUUCCACAUUCACGAAUUCGGGGAUAACACCAAUGGGUGCAUCUCAGCUGGGGCUCACUUCAACCCCUACGGAAAAGAUCAUGGUUCCCCGGACGCUUCCGAUCGCCAUGUAGGCGAUUUGGGUAACAUCGAAGCCGGCGAUGAUGGAAUGGCCAAAGUAAACAUCACCGACAAAAUGAUUUCAUUGUUUGGGGCUAAUAAUAUUAUUGGACGUACUUUGGUUGUCCAUGCCGAUCCUGACGAUUUAGGAGUUGGGGGCCAUGAGCUAAGCAAAACUACUGGUAAUGCAGGAGCUAGAUUAGCUUGUGGUGUUGUUGGAAUCGCUAAGCUUUAAAUUUUCUCAUAAAGCGGUUAAAAGGAAGAUAUAGGUUAUGUCCUUUUUUUUAUUUUGAAUAUUUUUAACUUGUUGAGUUUGUAAUAACGUGGAUGUGGUUAUAAUAAAGCGGUUUAAAGAUUAAAAAA